Messenger RNA from Oryza brachyantha (malo sina), 991 nucleotides. RefSeq lists its product as uncharacterized. The record is from RefSeq and is a predicted model, not a curated record. The transcript has 2 exons. The coding region runs from base 51 to 413 and encodes 120 amino acids. NCBI's taxonomy places the organism in Eukaryota, Viridiplantae, Streptophyta, Magnoliopsida, Poales, Poaceae.
GCACAGACCGGCAUCUCGUUCGUUCCCCUCCCCUGCGGCCACGAACCCCCAUGUCGGACGCGUACAAGAAAGCGAAGCCCGGCCGCCUCGUCUUCAAGGGCGGCGAGGCCGCCUCCCUCCACAAGCCGAAGAAGCACAAGAAGGCCAAGCGGCCCGCCUCCGACGCCCCCGCCGACGCCGAAGCCGAGGCCGAGGCCGAGGCCGCGGCAGCGCCCGUGGAGGGCGGCGAGGGCGGAGGCGACGAGUACACCAUCGACGCGGCGAAGCGGAUGAAGUACGAGGAUCUGUUCCCCGUUGAGUCGAAGAAGUUCGGGUACGACCCCGCCAACGCCGCCAAGGCCUCCCGCAGCCGCACCGUGGAGGAGGCCCUCGACGACCGCGUGCGCAAGAAGGCCGACCGCUACUGCAAGUGAGGUGAUUCACUCAUUCGAGUUCACAGUUCUUGUGGAUGGUAGCUGUGCUCAAUGUAUCACAAAGGGUAGGUCCUGAUGGCAUAUUGUAAAUCAAGCUAGUUUAGUGAGUAUUUCCUUACUAGCAAAGGAAGGGAUGGUAGCUUCUGGUAUAAUCCUCUCGUUCACUCACUCUCACAGUGUCACCUGUUUUGGUCAAUUAGAUAAAACACUACUUGUAUUUGAUCCAGCUAUAAGCCUGGUAAUACUGUAUUCUUUCUGUUGUGUGACUAUUUUUGGUUUAUACCUGCCUUAUCCAUAGUUAUGGUGUGAUGGGGCACCCUUAUCCAUACUUUAUAUAGCUCUACGUGUGGUUUUAUUGUGGAUUUAGGCUGCAGAUGACUGCAGCACGUAGUGCUGUAACUAGAGGUGGUAAUGUAUGCAACCUUUUUGCCUACAAAACUCAAGGGUUGGGUCCAAAAUAGGGUAGGCUAAAAUUUUAUAGAUUUUUGAGCUAAAAAUUUUUAAGGGUUAUAAGUAGGGUUAUGAAAGGACCCAAGGGCCUUGGCCUAUUAUCACCCCUAGCUGUAACCGCCCUUCUU